CCCUCAGUCUCGCUGCCCCCGGCGCCCCGCGCUCGCUCAGCACCCGGUCUGGGACAGACAACUCAGUGAGUGGUGGCUCAGAGGCCAGCUGUGGCUGUUCCAGCUUUCCCCUGUGGAGUGCUCGGGGCCUGAAGACCAGGUUCCCGGUGACUGCUGCCUCUGCAGGCCUCCGGGAUCAUGUGGUACACCAGCACCCGGGGCUUGGCCCCACAGGUCGACUUUGAAGGGGCCCUCUUCUCUGGCUAUGCACCUGAUGGGGGCCUCUACAUGCCCCGGGAGCUCCCACAGCUGGACAGAGACACCUUGUGUCGUUGGAGCAAGCUGUCCUAUCCCAGCCUGGUGAAGGAGCUCUGCUCCCUCUUCAUUGGCCCUAAGCUCAUUCCAAGAGCUGAGUUAAAUGACCUGAUCGACCGUGCCUUCUGCAGAUUCCGCCACAAAGAGGUGGUUCAUUUGUGCAGGCUGAAGAAUGGGCUGAAUGUGUUGGAGUUGUGGCAUGGAGUCACAUAUGCCUUUAAGGACCUGUCCCUGAGCUGUACAGCCCAGUUUCUGCAGUACUUCCUGGAAAAGAGGGAGAAACAUGUUACCGUGGUUGUAGGAACUUCUGGGGACACUGGGAGUGCUGCCAUUGAGAGUGUUCAAGGGGCAAAGAACGUGGACAUCAUUGUUCUGCUGCCCAAAGGUCGCUGCUCGAGGAUCCAGGAGCUCCAGAUGACCAGCGUGGUGGAGGACAACGUCCACGUGUUUGGGGUGGAGGGAAGCAGCGAUGAGCUGGAUGAGCCCAUCAAGGCUGUGUUCGCUGAUGUGGCCUUUGUCAGGAAGCACAAUCUGAUGAGCUUGAAUUCCAUCAACUGGUCUCGGGUCCUGGUGCAGAUGGCUCACCACUUCUUCGCUUAUUUCCAGUGUGCCCCUCCCUUGGGCACUCACCCCCUCCCUCCUGUGGAAGUGGUUGUGCCCACGGGGGCUGCCGGAAACCUUGCAGCUGGGUGCAUUGCUCAGCAGAUGGGCCUGCCCAUCCACCUGGUGGUGGGCGUGAACCACAAUGACAUCAUCCACAGGACCGUCCAGUGGGGAGACUUCUCCCUGUCCGAAGCGUUCAGACCAACCUUGGCAUCAGCCAUGGACAUCCAGGUGCCCUACAACAUGGAAAGGAUCUUCUGGCUGCUCUCUGGCUCUAACAGCGAGGUGACAAGAGCCCUCAUGGAGCAAUUUGAAAGGACCCACACUCUGCAUCUACCCAAGGAACUGCACAGCAAGCUUUUACAGGCGGUGACAUCGGAGUCGGUGUCGGAUGAAGCCAUCACCCGGACCAUGGCCCGCUGCUGGGAGGAGAACCAGUACCUGCUGUGCCCUCACUCGGCCGUAGCCGUGAGCUACCAUUACCAGCAGACGGACAGGCAGCAGCCCAGUGCCCCCCGGUGCUGCCUGGCCCCUGCCUCUGCGGCCAAGUUCCCCGAAGCAGUCCUAGCUGCGGGGCUGACCCCCAGCACCCCUGCGGACAUCCUAGCCCUGGAGCACAAGCAGACGCGCUGCACCCCAAUGCGGAGAGGGGAUAACUGGACACAGAUGCUUCGGGACGCCGUCGAGGCCCUGAGCCAGAGGUGGAAGGGGCAGGCUGUCACUGCCUAGCAAUGGCCGGCCCGGCUGGAGUUGGCUUCCGCUAGGCCUUCCGACCCCGGGAGGGGGCGCCCUUGAGCUGCCUCC
This is a messenger RNA of Perognathus longimembris pacificus (Pacific pocket mouse), 1701 nucleotides long. RefSeq names its product threonine synthase like 2 (gene Thnsl2). The record is from RefSeq and is a predicted model, not a curated record. NCBI's taxonomy places the organism in Eukaryota, Metazoa, Chordata, Mammalia, Rodentia, Heteromyidae. The transcript has 9 exons. Gene Ontology annotation, biological process: dephosphorylation; 2-oxobutyrate biosynthetic process. The coding region runs from base 178 to 1626 and encodes 482 amino acids. Gene Ontology annotation, molecular function: pyridoxal phosphate binding.